GGUGAUGAUGCCUUGUUCAUCAAUGUAACAUCAACUGAGACAAAUGGAUAUGUCACAGCAAAUAUAAAUCAACAUAGUAAUUUCCGAAGAUAGUCUACAAGACUUUUAAAUGUCGCAACCAUUAAUUUUCUCUCUGGUAGUAUAGUGUAUAGUAUAGUGCAUAGUUGCUUAUGGAGCAGAAAUAACAGCAAUAGCAUGGUUUUCCUCAUCUUGUUUCAAGGUAGUUGGAUAAUGAAGACGGAUGCAUUUUCGUGCGGCUAGUUCCAGUACUGCGUUACGUUUUUAAACAUGUAGAGUCUUCGUUAAAUCCCUAUUUCCUCAUAUGCACAUCUGUCAUAAUAGUUUAAAGAGUAGAUCAUCUGAUUUCUUCUGGUUAUGUGUGAUCCAGAAAAUCCAAGUGAUAAUUCCAUUGUAAAUACUGGACGUCUAAGUAACACUCCGGUUGGUAAUAUUACUCUGAAUUCUAUUAUGGAGUCGAUCAUUCGGCAACGACAGCUUUGUGCUGAAAACAUUCUAAAAAAGAGUAUUGAUGUUGCUUUCACUAAUUCCCAUAAUGAUUUCUGGUUCGAUUUGUUUACUCAAGCAUUUCUUUCACCGGCUUUGGAGAAUUCAGUCGACGGACCAGGAGAUGAUCUUCUGUUUUUUGUCCAUCUUAAACAAAAUGAUAGAAAACCAGAAUUGAGUGUAUUUCGUAGAAACAGUUCAAAUCUUCCAAAAUUGACAGAUGAUUAUGUCGAUUGGGAGGAAACAGUGUAUCUCAACUUACUCAUGCAAUAUUUCGUUUAUGUUGUGACAGUUGCUGUAUGCACUCGUACUGGACCUCAAGAGUGGCAAAUUUUAAAGAAAUUUUCUCAAAUGGUAGAUGGACAUGAUAUUAAAAGAUCAAUGUAUGUUUAACGGAAACCAAUGGAUAAUUGGACUUUGUUAACUAAUUAUAUAACUUUUGAAUUAUGAGUUAAAACUUUAUUGUCUCUACUUAGAUUUUAGUAUUAUUCAAUAGUAUGCGUAGUUUAAAACUUCUAUUGUGUUAAUUUAUUAUUUAAACUUUCAAGUUAUCAACAAUAGUCAUCGACCUUUGAUUUCAUCGACAAAUCACUUAUUAGUUUAUGUUAUUUACUUGGAAAUGUCUCUCUUUUAUUGAUCAUACUAAUAACUCAUAAAUGUGAUAUUUUUCUUUGAAACUUAAUCUGAUCAGUUUAUACUUUGAAUAUGCUAUAUAAUUUUGUUGUUUGAUAGAAUCACUCGUUAAUUAUUUAUAUAAUAGUUUCCUUAACAAUGUUUGCUUUAUUUUUAGACAAUUACAAGUUCUGUACUCUUUUUUGCUUAUGAAUUCAAAUGGUCUUUGAAGAAUUAUUAUUCAUUUUCCAAUGGUUACACUAAAUAUCUAUAUAGAAGAUUUCACUCAUGACACUAAUAAAUCAUUAGAACUUGACAGUUUCAUAACAAAAAAUAUUUAAAUAUUUAAGUUGUUGCUAUACUUCAUUUAUUUAUUUGAAAAAAAAACCCAGAAAAUAUCUCAAGUGAAUGUUUGGAGAUAAAUAAUUUCAUGUUUUCUUAAUUGUUGUAGACUGUUUAUGCAUCUCCUAGCCAUAGACAAAUGAAUAUAAAAGGAAGUUAUGAAGAAAUAGUUUACCCAGAUCUUUAUUUUACGAUUGAUAAUUAUGAAGAGGUAAGAUAGUUCGAUUUGGUUUGUCAGUGCUUAGUCUUUUUCCUACUUUAUUUACUCAAUAUCAUCAAUUUAAGGGAAACUAUUAUCAUCUGAUUUAAUUAGUUCAGAACGUUUUUUAUGCAGUUUUAUUGUAUUCAAGGUAGACUGAAAACUUUAUAAUUCAGAUAAACACUACAAGCCUAUCACAGUAAGAUAUUUGUUAAUAGUUUGAUCUGAAGCAUUAUUAUGGUACGAUGCAAGCUCUCUAUUGUCAUUUCACUAAGUUUUGAAUUUGAACUUUUUUUAUUUUUAUCAUGGCUUGUAAAUUGGUACAUCAUCAUCAAACUUUACUGUCCAACCUGCCUUCAUAAUCUUUAGUCCUCUUAGUGUCAGGGGUGAUAUAAACAGUUAUUCUUUCUGCCUGUUAUUUUUUCAAUUAUCACUUUUUAUUCAGUUGAUCUGUUAUGUUUGCGGAGAUUGUGGUUCACUUAAACCGGCGAACGGAACGACGGUCUGCAACACAACAACAGGACAAGCUAAACUAUUCCAAUGCGACCCGGUCCUGCUAACUAGAGGGAAAAGACCAGAUUUAGUCGACGGAGAAGUAUAUCUCACAAGCAGCCAGAAGCACGAACGAACCAAGCGCACAACUCAAGAGUAUAUAUACAGUAUAAAAAGGUCCUUGGGAAGCGUCACAAAAUAGCUCAUUAAAAGGGGCAGCGAACCAAAGACAUUUAGGGUCUUUCCAAGUGGUAAAUGCAAUCUAAAGGUAAAAAUGGGCACUUUUAGCGCGAAGACGAGAAAUUCAAAUUUCCAAAACAAAAUUACGAUAUUAAGACAUUUACCAAACGAUUUCUGGUGAUCUAGGAUCUCCAACAUGACUUUUCUUAGUUUUCGUUUCAAAUUCAUUUGACAAGUAAAUAUAUAUUCUACAAAAACACUACCUUUUUAUUGUUGUUCAGUUCUCAGAGCUGAGUGGUGUAAUUAUAGAGUUGUCAUUGUCGUUUCGAACAAAAUAAUCAGGGUUUAUCCCAUAUAGAAGUGAGCUCGUUGGUUAUUCCACAGGGCUUGAGUCAAUUUAUUCUGGUAACCUGGUUUGCGAUUGGUUGUCGUUGUAGGUUUUGCUGUUUGUGCUUGUACUUAUAUUCAAAUCACUGACCUUUGAUAGUGUCGCUAGUUGGCUUUUUUCGAGUAUUUCUAAGGAUUAGGUCUAUUUUGAUGUGUUUAUUCAUUCUUGAUUCGUUGGAAUGUCAUGCCUCCAGAAAUUCCGUUGCAUUCUUGAAAUUUCCCCUGUUCCAGAAUUUUGACAUUUCCUCAGUCGAAUUUAUAACUAUAGUUUUAUACAUGCAUUCAUAUCGGUGAUAACAUACCAUAUUUUCCCACUGAUAAUUCAUGUUCGUGUGUGCGUAAGUGAAGAGGGCGUCGACUUUGUCUGGUCUAGUGUUUAUCACUUUUUUAAAUAUCAUUGUUUUCAUAUCACACUAUUUGAACUUACAAAAAGGAACUGAUUGUUGCAUAUUUCAUUGGAGUAAUCUGGCUUUAGAAAAACAACUCUAAUUAAAAGGAAAACUCCGGAUUCACCUUUUUUCGUCGCUGUACUGAUCAUAAUACUGGCUUAUGUUUCAUAAUAAUAGUUAUAUCUUUGGUCGAUUGAACUAGGAACAAAAAUUAUAACAAAUUUCCAAGAAUGAAAUAAAAACAACCUUCGACUGUUUCACCAAUCAUGAGUAGACUUGUAUUGACUGGUAGUUUGUUUCCGAACAACUAACUUUCGCCCUAGUAGUUUAGAUACACUAACACUAUAUUCCAUUGCUUCUUGUCCGAAAAAAUACUGUACUGAAUCUUGGAAUAUUCUGUUCUGGUGCGAAACCAAUCGCCAACGAACUAAAAUCCCAGUGUACUAGAUAAUUUUUAAUCGAAACUCAACAUAUUUUUGAUCAGUUUUUCACAAAAAAUUUACAGUUCAUAGUUUAUGUUUGGUGUCAAAAUUACAGGAAGUAGCUAUACUACUUUUUAUAAUUGACUCAUAGAAAUAAUUUGAGUAUUUUAUUCCAAUAUGAGAAUCCUGAAACAUAAAGUGCAGGAUUGUCUAAACGAUACCGUCUAUUAAAGAAAACAAAAUAAACACAGCAAAUUUACAAUAAGAAUAAAACAGAAAUGAAAAACUUAAACUAACCGAGGCGAAAAAUACUGUCAAAAAUAACAAACUUCAAUGAAACAUAGAGACUUGAGCGUAAACGGAUAGCAUAAAGUGAUCGAUUUGCUGAUACAGACAUAACACUUGUUAUGAUAUAUAGAUUCAAAACUCUGGGCCAGAUUCAAGAAAGGAAGAGCAUGGAGACAGCAAUUAACAACAGCUGAACAAGAACAGAGAAAGUCCGGGAACGAUCUGAAUACACUGAAGCGAACAAGCAAGUGAAGGACAUUAGAGCUGACAUGCAGAAAUACGUGGAAGACGUAUCAACGACAACGGAUUAGGCUGCAAGAGAAGGAAAUGCAAACACCUAUAUAAUACAGUGAAGAAACUGGCAGAGGAAUAUAGUAAACCAGACAGAUCAGUCAAGGACAAGAAAGCAGGCAAGCAAAUCAAUAAGAUUCAACAACAGUGGAACAGAUAAGUAGAAUACUUUGAGGAACUCUUGAAUAGGCCAGUUCCAUUGAGUCCACACAGGCCUCCCUAUAGCUAUCACUUACCAACGAUCGAAGAAGUCAGGAUGGACAUCAGAUAAAUCAAGAGCGGGAAAGCAGCAGGACCUGACAAUAUACCAGCUGCAGCUCUGAAGUCAGACAUGAAAGUAACUGCAAGCAUGCUUCACACUUUAUACAGGAAUACUUGGGAGGAAGAACAAGUGCCGAUAGGCUGGAAAGAAGGAUACCUCAUCAAGAUACCAAAGAAAGUAGACCUGAGCAAAUGUGAGAACUACAGAGGCAUCACACUACUGUCAGUACCAGGAAAUGUUUCCAACAGAGUGUUGCUGAAGCAGAUGGAAGACUCAGUAGACGCCCAACUUCGAGAUCAACAGGACGGAUUCCUUAGUGAUCGGUCGUGCACAGACUAAAUCGUGACACUGUGGAUUAUUGCUGAACAAUCAGUUGAAUGGAACUCAACACUAUGCAUCAACUUUCUCGACCUUGAGGAAGCAUUUGACAGUGUGGAUAGGAGUACUUUAUUGAACCUUGUUGGACAUUAUGGAGUACCUGAGAAAGUCGUCAGCACCAUCCUGAAUUCAUACGACGGACUAAACUCCAAAGUCAUGCAUGGAGGACAGCUGACAGACGCAUUCUGAGAGAGGACCGGAGUUAGACAAGGUUACUUACUCUCUCCUUUGCUCUUUCUUCUGGUGGUUGACUGGAUUAUGAAGACCUCCACAUCUGAAGGGAAUCACAGAAUAAAAUGGACAGGUUGGAUGCAACUAGACGAUUUGAACUUCGCGGAUUACCUGGCCUUUCUAUCCCAUACACACCAACAAAUGUGAGUCAAGACAAACAGUGUAGAAGAAGUCUCGGCAUCAGUAGGCCUCAACAUACAUAUGGGAAAUAGCAAGGUUCUCAAAUAAAACACGGAGAGCAUCAACCCAAUCACUCUUGAUGGAGAAGCUCUGGAAGAUGUGGAACCUUUCACGUACCCGGGAAGCAUCAUCGAUGAAUAGGGAGGAUCCGAUGCAGACGUAAAGGCGAGGAUUGGCAAAGCAAGGGCCGCAUUCCUACAAUUAAAGAACAUAUUGAAUUCAAAACAGCUGUCUAUCAACCAACAUCAAAUUCAGAAUCUUCAAUACGAACGUCAAGGCAGUUCUACUGUACGGAGCUAAAACUUGGAGAAUUACCACAACCAUCAUCAAAAAGGUACAAGUAUUUAUAAACAAUUGUCUACGUAAGAUAUUGAUUGUCCGUUGGCUGGAUACCAUCAGCAACAGCCUACUAUGUGGAAGAACAAACGAGCUUCUAGCUGAAGAGGAAAUUACGAAAAUUCGUUGGAAGCGGAUGGGACAUAAAUUACGGAAAUCAUCAAACUAUAUCACAAGGUAAACACUAACUUGGAAUCUUGGAGGGAAACGGAAAAGAGGAAGGCCAAAUAAUAGAUUGUGCGGGGAAUUAGAGACGGACAUCACAAGGAUGAAUAGCAACUGGAAAGUUUUACCCAGGACAGAAUUGGAUGGAGAAUGCUGGUGGUUGGCCUAUGCUACUCCACGAGGGUAUCAGGCAUAAGUAAGAGUAAGUACCAUAUAUAUAAAUCAUAGGAAUGGUUGGAUAAGUUUCAAUCUACUUAUGAUUAGUGAGCAGCACACCAUGGUGCCAAAAAGAAAAGAGGCGAAAAAUUGACUUGUAGAAAUAAUAGCGCUUGUAUUAAGUUUCAUAUUGUGCUUUGGAGACCUGAUUGACAAUAGUCAAGUUAUUUAUUUGUCUUCCAGAAUCCUAAAUAUUAAAGCAGUUAACUAAUAAUCAUACAAUAUCGUUUUCAUUUGCUUUAUUAGCUAUUUUUCCAUUCAGUGGAUAGAAAAAUUUCCAAUUCUGUAACAACUAUACGAUCUCCUUCUAAAUAAAGUUAUACAUGUGUGUGACUAAUAUAUGAGGUUCUAAUUUCCGGAAAAGUAGGACUAUUAAGUUAUGUUAGUGUUCAUUCGUAAUUUAUUUAUUUUAUUUAUUUGAACACAUAAAUAUGGGUACAAGGGGGCACCAGAUAUAUAUGCGCCACAUUCAUUCAUUCGUAAAGUUUGAAUAGUAACAAACGGACGGUUAAACUAGGCAAACAACUUUGUAUUGUGUAGGAUUAUUGGUUUAUGCAAGUGAAUAUCGCUUUACAAUCUGAAAACAAACUGAAAUGAUGACACUUGAGACCUUGGGAAAGUAAAAAUUUCAAUUUUGGUUUUUACAAAAAUUUCAAUCAGAAUCACUUGAAAUAGGUUUUAAAAAAUUCCCUUUCUGAAACUUAACUCUGGCCGUAAAACAUUCUGCAAGUAACCAUGAAUUUUCUAUUAAACCAUCAGUAUUAACAUGAAUUAGACCCAACAGUGUUUGUUCAUUUUCCUAAUUGUUGAUGGCUUAAAUAAAAAAUAACUCGUAGGAGUGUAUAUCGAAAUUAUGAGUAGGCUAGUGAAUAGUAAAGAGGAGUAUAAAGAACAUUUCAAGCAAUGAAAUCAAUAUUCCAAGUCUUCUUAUUCGAUGAUUUCAAAAAUUACUCGUGUAGAGUGUGAAAAUCGCAGAAAUUAACAUAUGUAAUGUUUGAAGUUCGGUACGGUAACUGCUAAUUGCGGAACCAUUGAACUUGUCCUAACACAAACGGGUUGUAUAACGGAUCUGAUAGAACGGCGACUCUCACACAACAACACUUCAACGUCAAUAUAAAAUAACGAAGACGGGAAUUUUAGGAUAGCUGUAUAUUCUGAACAGAAGUGAAAAAGUGAAAUGGAGCAACUCUGGAACUAGAUAACCCAAGCUGUCCUUAGCGCAUAAUAAUUCUUAGAAAUAUGUAGUAUGAUAUCAAUAUUUCAAUCUAUAGCAUUAUACUUCUCUCAGAGCCUUCACUCGUUUCUCUUAUAUUUUUUAUAUGGCUUACAUUGAACGACAUAUUUCUCAUCGAUACCGUCCUUUCAUUUAUUCAUCUUUCAAAUUAGUAAAUAAAACACUGAUAGUGAUAUUUUAAUAAAACUUCAACUCACAAUAUUUAGGCAUUUGGCGAAUGUGUUCUGCGAGAUAGCGAAUGCAUUAAUGUUGAAUUGACCGCUUAUGAUCGUUAUGGACGUAUACAUGGUGUUUGCUUUCUUGGCACUGUUUCCUAUGAUACCAUUAAACAAUUUUAUGACCGUUCAUCCGUAAGUCAAACAGACUUUCAUUGCAUCUGUACAUAUUAAUAGAAAAAGGUUUUUGUUUUUCGAAUUCGUAUGAGUCAAGUUACUCACCAAUGAACGAAAUUAGAUCGUUGUACUAUUUCGCUAAAUACUCUAAGUUGUUGACCACUUGAUGGCAGCUCAGUAACCUAAAGGUUUAGGGCUGUUGACGAGGCCUAAAUGCACUGGGUUUGUGAAUACAUACUGUUGGAAAGUUCCAAACUAGAAUUAGACGGUUGUCUAGUAUUUCCUGGUUUUCAGUGGUUGUUUAAUUAAGAUUAGUUGAUGAUGUUGACUAGAGAAUUCUUUUUUUCUUAACAUGAUUUGUAUGGAUGUGCUUAGUGGAUUUCACAUACACAUAUUUAAUUACUUUAUAAAUUAAGUUAAACUAAAGUAAUCCAUUUACAAAUUAUCUUAAAAGCAAACAUGGAGCUCUGAAAAUCCAUUGCCUUAUUUUUUGUCACCAUGAGUUACUUACGCCUGUUACUCCUAACGGAGCAUAGGCCGCCGACCAGCAUUCUCCAACCCACUCUGUCCUGGGCCUUCUUUUCUAAUUCCAUCCAAUUCUUAUCACCAUGAGUUAGCAUUCAUAAAAUUGUUUUAAUUCAUAUUGUGAACCGAUCACUAACAACACCCUUUGUAAUAUCGCAUACGUUAGAGGUAAUAUUUAAAAUAUGUAUAUAAACUUUUAUUCAGUUCAUAUUAUUUCCUUCCCACUUCUGACGGAACUCAUAAAUGUUUUUAUUAAAACAAAUCAAUUCUUAACACAGAAAAAUGGAAAGAUGACAAUUUCUAGCUAGAAAGACAUUAUUAGAUUAUCACAGUAUAUUAAGAUUGUAAAUAAUUGAUGACAAUGAAUGUAUCAGGGCUUCUUUUUUUAAAAAUAGGCAAAACUAUUUAACGUAUUCAUUUGUAUAAUGUUUUACAUUAGUAAACAAAAAUUUGAUCCUUUACACUUUUAACUGGUUAAAUAUCCUUUGAAGUGUAGGAUAAAUGCUUUUGCCUCGAGUUGGCCUCACGACAUGUGGUGAGUGUAGUUGUGUAUGCGAGUUUAUUUAUGGCAAAAAAAUCAGUAAGAUGCUGAUAAUCGUUUUCAGCCUAAUUGCAUGGUAUAUGAGGACAAAUAUCUCUUAUAUUAUUUAUAUUGUUGUAAAUCCACUUUUUCUACUAAUAGAUACUGGCUGGUUAUCCGUAUAUUGAGAGAUACUAAACUAUCGUAUCAUGACUGUUUUACCGAAUAUUAUCAUGGAAACCUGGAGAAAUCGACUGGUUAUAACUUUAAUAUACUUUGAACAACAUUUUACGACAUAAUAGUGCAGUAAAUGAAUCUUUGCCAAAUAAAAAAAUUAAGUAAUCAUAUAUUGGCUGAUAACCAACUAAAAUAGAGAUCAAUUAAUUAAAACAAUUGUGUUCAAUCCCGUUAGUGCAAACACUAAUUGUUUAAGUAGACGAAUGCAAGGUUAACUUUAAUUAAUAAAUAAUUGCUUGGACGUCUAGAAGAGAGUGGUUAGAAUUUCCGAAUUGGUUAACAACAGCUUGACAGAUCAGGUAUCAGCGUUCGAAUGGAGAGACGAUUAAAGUAUUCCGACUUUCAAUCUGUAAAUCCCAGGCCUGACCGUAUUCCCUUCGCAGUUAACUCAUACUUGAUAAAUAAGUUACAUCUUUCUUCAUCCAUUGGGAUGAAAAAUCGAGUACAUAAUAGAAUACUGAUUUUACUUGAAAUUAAUAUUAGUUGAUAAAAAGUCCUUACGUUCAAUAAAGAAUUGAACUCUCCACUUGUACACAGCUGUUGCUGAUAUAGUUUACCAUUCAUCAAAUUCUGUCAACAAAUCUCUCACGUAUUACGUUCUCUGUUAAUGUUAUUUUGAACUGUUAGCAAGCUUGUUCGAUUGGUAAUCUUGUUAAUCAUCGUUCUGGUUAUCGAAAUAAUCUAAUGUCAAACAGUUAUUAUUCAUCUUCGCCUCCUCCAAAUAUUGAUUAUACAUCAACUCAAUUUAUGAGGGUACUUGGACCACAAGCCAAAGGAUCAGCUGAAAUAGCAAUUAAACCUAUGAAAAAUAUUACACAACAAUCAUUGGAUUUAUCUAAGACGGAAGAAAUGAACCGUACAAAUUUUAUCACAAAAUGUUGUCAACCUGUUUGUCCAUCAGAAUCGGAAAUGGAGUAUAAAUCUUCAGAUAAGUGGAUAUUAAACAACAUAAGUUGGAUAAAUAAAACAGUGCGUUCUGAAGUAAUUACUGAACAACCAGUUAUAGUGAGGAAUAUAUGUGUAUAUUGAGUGUUGUACUGUGAAAGAUGUUGUUAUGACUUUGUUGUGAAGUUGAUUUACAAGAGUUAUCUUUACACAACUUUUUUCUAAAACAUAAUUUUCCCUUUCUUCAGUAUAUCUUUCCUGAUGAUAAAUUGAAGUGAACGUCACGUAAUUUUUUUAUCAAUACCCAACUUCAUCACGUUUAACAUGGUUAUAAAAGAGGUGGCGCUCACAUUUAUACCAGUAGAAAAUUCUAUGCAUUCCAGCUAAGUAUGUUUAAAUCUAUCUACCCAUAUAUCGACAGUAAUUAUGUUGGUAGCUGGUAAUGAGCACAGGAGUGCUUAUAUGGAUUUGUAAAAGCAACUGACACUAUAACACUAUGGUUUUUCACUGGAAGUAUUACUUUGUGUUUAUGAAAAUUGCACUAUAUUUGUACACGUAAAAGACCAUACAAAGUAAUACUUAUGAAACAUACUUUAUUUUUCAAACUAGUAGACAAUCUGUCUUCAUACUGAAGAAUUUAUAUAAAAUUAAAGACUGACUAAUUGUGUAACUACAGUUAAUUCACAUAAAUUGCACCACAUUAUCGAGAUUUAAAUAGAAAUAUUUCUGAGUGAAAAUUUUGUAGCCAAGCUUUAUUCUCAUUCGUCAUUCAUAGCAUAACAAAUAAAUUACACUUUUUUUGGUAUGUCUUUCUGUUUAAUCAAACUACUUAGAAAUUUCACCGUUUCUGAAAAAGAAUGGCCUGAGUAUUUGGGAUUUUCGCAUAGCCAAUGAUAUCUUGGUUAUCAGCAAAGACGAUUGAUACUGAACCUUUAUUCUACUCUUUAAAAACCAUGACAGAAAUGUAUAUUUCGUUAUCCCAUUUAUUGUUAUAUCUACUUAGCUGAUAUGAUUUAAAAUUUGCGGGAAAGUUAAUUAGUCACUGUUUAAUUGAAAUGAACUGAUAACGUUGGAUGAAAUUGAUUUUGAAUGGCGAACACUGAUUCCUGUUAAUUACAUUUACUUAAUUAUAGCUCAGUAACUUAGUACGGAAAAGUUGAGAAUCAUCACAUUGAAUGCGAUAACAUGAGGUAGGACGCGAAUAUCUGAUUUGACCAGUCCAUCCACAGCUAUACAUGCUUGAAAUAGUAAUUCCUGAUGAGUUAUAUUUCGAAUUAAUUCCUGUCUUACAUAUCAUUGAUUCAAACUAAAUAACAUUUCUUGUAUCACUUCCUACUUAAAAGCCAAAUAUGUAAUCAGUGCAAUAACGAUUGAAUAGAGGAAAGAUUUGUGGUCUUAUUUUCACAUUGUAUUGUCAUAAUCUAUAAUGAAUCAUUUGGACUGGAGUAUUGACGAGAUUGUCAACUACAAUUAUGAUACCAUUUCUACUCAAAAGUAAUAGUCUACAACUUUUACUAUCCAAAAUGCAAAUUUCCAAUAUUUUAUCUCAAGUAGUCUCCGUUUUAUAGCAUCGUUACGUAAGGCAUGUUGAAUUUACGUGGUCUGCACAAUGUGACUAGCAGUUUGACUCGUCACUAUUACUUACGGAAACCUGGUGUUUAAUUUUUUUUAUCCAUAACAUGAGUUAGUGAAUAGAGAUAUAGUCAUCAUACAUUUUUCUGGUAAAUGUCUCACCUCUCUUAAAACCAGCAAGUUUAACGCCCUUAGGAUUUAGUGACCUUUAUGCGUCUGAAUAAUUUUAGUCUUCGUUGUUUAAAAGAACAACAGUGGCAAGAUCUGAGCGUUGUUUUGUGAGCUCAGUUGUUAAUGUUUUCUGAGUUGAUGGUUUUAACCAGCAAUAGCAUGUAGUUUCAUAAAGGUAGUCUUCCAAACACAUGUUUCAUUAUUCAAAACACUAGCCAAUAUUAAUUCACUUGCUAUUGUUUACUUGAAUCUUCCUAUUGAUGUUUAGGACUGCAAUUGAUCAGUCUCUUAUUGGCAUAUGUGAAUACUGUGCGCAUUGCCUUAAUUGACAAGCAUUAUAAGCAAAGAUGGAUAGUGACUAGCAGUGGAAUCCAGGACGCGCGUCUCGUCCUAUCUAGGACUCAUCAGCUGGGUGUACCUGUAUCUCAGAGUUGUAGGUACACUCAGCUGAUGAGUCAUAGAUAGGACGAGACGCGCGUCCUGGAUUUCACAGCUAGCCACUAUCCAUCUUUACUUAUUAGUGAAUAUUGUUACUCAUUCAAUUACUCGUUACGUACAUGAAUAUACAUUGUCCAAUUUUAUCAAAUAGUGCAACUAACUGUCAACUGGUAUGUGUUAUAAUCUAAACAGUUAAUAGAAGUGAUAAGCUUUCAUUCAGAAACAUUUUUAAUACUCCGAAGAUAUAACACUACGUAGUACAGACAGUAAAAUAUUCCACACAGGCACUUUUGCAUAUUAAUACACUAAAUUGUUGACAGAAUCAGUCUGUAGUGUACUAUAGGUUCGAUGAAUUCAACAUAUCUCAUAGAAAUCUAUCCACUACUUAACAAUCCAGUACUAUUAUGCAUUAAAGUCAGUUUUAAAGCCCCAACUUUAUCACAGUUAUCUUGUCAGAUUAUUUGUUAUGACGAGGAAAUUGUUCACGUUCUUUCCACGACUAUCAGGUAAAAGUAUAGCUUGACCUAAAUGUUUAUUCAACCAAAUUUUUCAUAGGUUUUGGUACCACAUUUGUCCAAUCAUAGAUAUCUUUUGAUUUAAAUUAAUUACGUUGAUACUGACUAGAUUUCUUUUGUUUGAUAUUUUCUGUUUAUCCCUUUCUAAUUCAGGAGGUAUGUAAAUCAACCAAUCUUGACCAUUACGAUUUUUUACCAGGGACCCAUUUAGAUAGAACCAUUCCUAACAACCAAGAGUCUGAGCAUCUUCAAAACAUCCACAUGGAUGCUAUACCAACAUUGCACCCAUCACCUUGGUCUGUUAAGUCUGCUGGAGCAAGUCUACACACAAGUCCUGUUCGACGAUUCAAGGAUAGUGUAGGGAGUAAAUAUGCGAGUCCGCGGACCAGUCAGCAAGAAUUCUCACCUAUAUUCACCCGUAAAUGUAAAUUUAGAUCUGUAAAUACAAUAAAUUUGUAUCAGGAAUCGAAACCAUCAAAGGUCUCAGAAAUUCUUAAUGCAUUUACAGGUGUGAUGACGAAACAGUCUUUAGGUAAUGCUCAUCGAACAAAAGAUACUUCUAUAAAUUCUACGAAUAAACCAAGUCAUAAAAACUCUACUAAUAUUAUAAUGUCACUUCCAACUAUGUAUGACGAUGAUCACUAUAACAAUGACCAGUUUGGACAUCUUGAUUUAUACAAAGGUCAUUUAUAUGAAAAUCCCCUCAUAAUAUCUGAUUGGAACGAUAGUUCGUUUGGACAAGCAUGGUCUUGGUUCAAGGAAAGAAGACGAGUUACUUCAGUUAGCCUAAUUGCUAGUCCAACAUUUAUCACACUCCCUUGUCAAAAUAUCCUUGUUGGUAAUGCAAUUGAUAAUUCUAGUCCCAAAAUUUCACUUUUUUAAAAGUCACUUUCAUCUU
This is a messenger RNA of Schistosoma haematobium, 13201 nucleotides long. RefSeq lists its product as uncharacterized. The record is from RefSeq and is a predicted model, not a curated record. NCBI's taxonomy places the organism in Eukaryota, Metazoa, Platyhelminthes, Trematoda, Strigeidida, Schistosomatidae. The coding region runs from base 12565 to 13185 and encodes 206 amino acids. The transcript has 7 exons.